This is a messenger RNA of Psilocybe cubensis, 1692 nucleotides long. RefSeq lists its product as uncharacterized. The transcript has 9 exons. The coding region runs from base 1 to 1692 and encodes 563 amino acids. Lineage: Eukaryota; Fungi; Basidiomycota; Agaricomycetes; Agaricales; Agrocybaceae. The record is from RefSeq and is a predicted model, not a curated record.
AUGUCAGGCUAUUCAUUUAUGCAAAUUUUUGGCCAGGUCAUGGAAUCACAACCGUCGGAGCUGCAAGAUGACGACGACAAAUCUUGUCCCAGUGCUGAGUUGACAACAAACUAUCCCGCUCGCAUCUUUCGAGACUUGGAAGGACUGGGGAUAGCGGGGUUCUUCCAGAAUUUACUCUCAAACUUGCCUCUGGCCGCUACUGCAAGGGUAGAUGGCUUGACAGUCCAAACGGUACAGGGACCUGUAUCUGGCACAUUGGUCUCCCAAAAUGUUCGCCAAUUUCUCGGGGUACCCUAUGCAGUGGCUCAGCGUUGGGAGGCGCCUGCCAACCCACCGAAUCGAACAUCUGUCUUCAAAGCCAGCAAUUUCAGUGCUACAUGUCCGCAGAAUCUCACUCCGAUUUUUAAAGAAGCCCUGGUACUUGCGGGAGGACAAGGAAUAGAUAUUCCAGAGUCAGAGGACUGCCUGACAGUCAAUAUUUGGGCACCGAGCAUAAAGCGACAGCAACAAACGGCGGUUCUCGUCUGGAUUUAUGGUGGAGGUUUCCAAUUUGGCUCGGUAAAGAGCAAUCUACCUCAGUACAGUGGUGAGAACUUCGUAAACGAUCACGACGACAUCACGGUCGUGACAUUCAACUAUCGUUUGAACAUAUUCGGCCAACCAAACUCACCCCAGCUUGCAAACACAACGUCUUCUCAGAACUUUGGUCUACUUGAUAUCAAUGCAGCUAUUCAUUGGGUCCACGCGAACAUUGGUGCAUUCGGGGGCGACCCAGAUCGUAUCACCAUAUUUGGGCAAAGUGCUGGAGGUCUCGCAGUCGAUGCUUAUACGUAUGCGCACCCGAACGAUACAGUGGUGAAAGGUGCCAUCGAACAGUCUGGAAAUCUUGGAUUUGCGACAAGUGGUUUCAUUGCCAGUUCAACCAUAGACGGGACAUGGAACACUUUGGCGUCGAGCGUUGGGUGUGGAAAUGUUUCUGAUUCCGCUCAAUUGGCUUGCAUGAAAGCCGUACCCUUCCGCACAUUGAGGGAUGUAGUCAGCGAAUCGGGAUUAACAUUCAAUCUCCUCUUUGAUAAUAUCACUAUAUUCUCCGAUAUCCAGGAGCGCGCAAAAGCAGGAAACUUUUUGCAAGUACCGCUUUUGGGUGGUAGCACCCUUAACGAAGCAAACGUUCUCACAGUGGCUGCUGACGUGGCAGGGCUGUCUCCACCCACUUCCCCCUUCGUUUCCGAGGUAGUUUCUGAUGUACAGACUCAGGUGAAUUGGACGUGCCCGGCAGGCUCUGCAGCCCAAGAUCGUGUGAAUGCGGGUGUACCUACAUGGCGCUACCAGUAUCAGGCUGUCUUCUCCAAUAUCUCACCACGUCCAGACCUUGGAUCCUAUCAUCUCUCCGAAAUCCCUAUAGUAUUUGGCACAUAUAAAACGGUGAACCCUUCCAUCCCGGUGACGCCCAACGAAAGAGCCCUAUCCAAGUAUAUUCAAGGCGCUUGGGUUGCUUUUGCGAAAAAUCCCAGACGGGGAUUAAUUGACUACGGGUGGCCCUUGUACAACGCUACGACAAACAGCACAGUGGUUCUUGGAAAUUUCAUGAAUUCGACAGGGACAGUAUUCACCAAAGGAGCAACUCUCGAUUCGACAUGUGGAAGUGUUACACAGCUCCUCGACUUUGCGGCCUUUGUCACACAAGUCUAA